AUGGCACCACUAAAGAAAGAAGAGGAUCCGGUAAAGGUUCUACUGCGAGGUCGCGUCAAACGCGAUAACAUAUUAAAUUCGGUUAAAAAUAUUCACGCCACAGCAUUAGAGGCACGCGCUGAUAUUGGGAAAAUACCGUCGUUAAUUAUUCACGCUGAAGAACUAAAUAAGUUCGUCGAACAAUUUCAACAUCAACAAGACAUCAUUAUUAACGCAUUAAUCGACGCCGACCGUAUUGCUGAGUUUGAACAGGUUGAUCGUCCGUUGAUUACUUCCAUGGAAUCCAUGCGUCUUGAAAUAAAAACAAUUGUCGCGAGUGCCGUUCCUGUGUCUACUUCCGAAAGUAAAUCGUCGUCUUCGUCGUUCACCAAUUCCGUGCCACAACAACAAUUCGUCGCGUUACCUAAAAUUAAAUUACCUAUGUUCGACGGCAACUUACUAUCGUGGCGAUCGUUUCGCGAUAUAUAUAUAUCACUCGUACAUGAUAACCAACACAUAGAUGACGCACAGCGUUUUCAUCACUUACUGUCGUGUCUAUCUGGUUCAGCGUUGGCUAUUAUUAAAUCUAUACCGUUGUCCGCGGCUAACUACCCGAUCGCGUGGGACGCGUUGUCCGAGCGUUACAACAAUAAACGUUUGUUAGCUUCCGCUCACAUGGACAAAUUAUUCGCCUUUAAACCAAUCGCUCAUGAAUCACUACCAGCUUUAAUUGAGUUCGUCAAUACAUUUAAGGAAAAUGUAUCAAUAAUUAAAUCGCUGGGGGUCGAUGACCUUUCGAGUUUUUUGCUGUUCCAUAUGUGCUCUCGCGUUCUCGACCCGACCACGUUACAACUGUUCGAAUCUAGUACGUCACAGUCAACUAUUCCGACUUUUGACGAAUUAGUAAAUUUUGUGCAACAUCGAUGUAAGAUUUUGGAAAAUCUUACAAAAUCUAAUAAAGUCGGUCGCAACGAAAAACCGUUCGAAAAACCGGAUGUUCGCGGUAAACAUACCAAAUCGACUAAAUCAGUGUUCGCUGCUACUACGCCCGCUUCGACUAAAUUUAAGACUAGGAAUUGUUUAUAUUGUGAUAAGCCCGAUCAUAGAAUAUAUCAAUGUCCGAAACUCACCGGAAUGACUGUUGAUAAACGACGAGACGUUGUAUUAGCUCGUAAAUUGUGUUUCGCGUGUUUGAGUUCGAGUCAUAUGGUCAAUACGUGUCCGUCGACCAAGGGUUGUUUUUCGUGCAACAGUAAGCGUCAUCACACCCUACUACAUCGUGAACAAAAUCAAACGUCAACUGUAGAUAAUACGACUUCGAAUAGUACCCCGGUACCCCAACCCACCACGUCGAGUGGUAAUUCUAGCUCGUUUGUCGGUGCCGCCUGCACCAAUUCUACCGUCGUACUAGGUACAGCGAUUGUUCACAUUAAAGAUGCGUGGGAACAAGUACAUUGCGUACGCGUACUGCUCGAUAGUGGCUCGCAGAUUUCCGCCAUGACUAGUGAUUGUGCAGCGCGGCUUGGACUUUCGAAACGUCGUUACAAGUCUGACAUCGUAGGUUUCGCACAAAGUCCUGUGUCCCACGUUCAAGGUAUAACCCGCUGUCAAUUUUCGUCACACGUUAAACCAGAUUAUUUAUUCCCGUCUGUUGACUUAGUUGUUCUAAAACAAAUUACCACUGCCAUGCCAGCUACUCGGUUACCAGCGACCGUGCGUCAACAAUAUCAACACCUUCGACUCGCCGAUGACAAAUUCGACACUCCGUCUCGCAUCGACGUUUUAUUCGGUGCGGAUAUCCUACCAAGUCUGAUCCGCCCACACGCGGGUGUAGAACAUCAUUCGGGUUUACCAUCGGCCCUUGACACUCAGCUUGGCUGGAUAAUUUUCGGUUCAUUUUCUACUCCGAACAAGUCACCUCCAGUCACGCUGACCACCGCAGUCGCUCCGCCCUCAAUCGAAGAUUUAAUUAAAAAAUUCUGGUUGAUCGAAGAACCCGCCGCACCGUCGUCACCUACCACGGAAGACCAGUGGUGUGAAGAGUAUUUUACUAAGUCUACCUCGCGUGAUACGACAGGUCGAUUUUGUGUCGCCCGUACCCUUCACCAUGUGCAUUCUGUUCUGUCCAGCGAAGUUCCCGUAUCUCGUUUGCGAGCAUGGUCAGACUCAUCGGUCGUCUUGUCAUGGUUGACGUCGGACCAAAAACAUUUCAAGAUCUUUGUAACAAAUCGAGUUGCAAAAAUAAGUCAAUUGCUACCUGGUUGUAUGUGGAGUUACGUCUCGACCAACGACAACCCCGCGGAUCCAGCUUCUCGUGGACUGUUGCCGAAAUCAAUGUUGUCCUCGUCCAUCUAUUGGAACGGUCCUGACUUCCUACGACUUCCCGAAGACCAGUGGCCCCAAUCGAGAUUUAUUCCGCUCACACCAGACCAGCUGCCGGAGACCCGACCGAAUGUCAUCACGACGUUGGCCGUCAAUGUUCAUCCGCCUUCACUCGAAUUUAUUGACCGAUUUUCGUCGCUCGGUAAAAUGCUGCGUGUAUUGUCAUACAUAUUGCGCUACCUGUGUCACCGUCUACGUCGACAACCUGUCCGCGUCGGUCCAAUCACGUUUACCGAACGGGAAAGAUCGUUAUCGAUCGCCGUGCAACGCACACAACAAGUUUAUUUUUCAGACUUGAGAAAAAUGUUAAAAAGUGAAUCCAUGAUUUCGCCGCCGUCCCUGGCACAACUAGCACCUUACGUCGACGAAAAGGGUAUCAUUCGAGUCGGAGGCCGUCUUCGCUUCGCUAGUGCCAGUCAGGACGCGAAGCACCCGAUUUUGCUGCCGCGAUCCUCACACCUCACCGAGCUGAUUAUUCGCCACUACCACCUGUCAUUUCUGCACGGCGGCUCAAAAUUAGUACUGUCAAUGUUAAGCCAAAAAUUUUGGAUUUUGUCGGGUCGCGCUGCGGUUCGACGUGUCAUAUUUUCGUGCGUUCCGUGCACCCGUCACAAGGCUGUCCGCCCUCAGCCGAUGAUGGCAGAUUUACCGUCCUACCGGGUCCAACCGCAUCGACCUUUUUCGCACGUCGGGAUGGAUUACGGAGGCCCGUUCUUCGUGAAAGAACAUCGCCGUCGGAAUGCGCAAUCAGUCAAGGUCUACUUAGCAUUAUUCAUCUGUAUGUCCGUUAAGGCAGUCCACCUCGAAAUCGUGUCGGAUUUGAGCACGGAGGCCUUCCUUGCAGCCUUAGACCGUUUCGUCGCCCGUCGCGGCAUCCCGUCCAACAUUUAUUCGGACUGUGGGACAAAUUACGUCGGCGCCGCGCGCCAGCUGAAAACGUUGUUCCGUGAUGCCAAAGUUCAAGAUCGUCUGUCAUCACAUCUGACCUGUGCGUGGCACUUCAACCCGCCCGCCGCCCCACAUUUCGGUGGAAUUUGGGAGGCUGGCAUCAAAAGCACCAAAUAUCAUUUCAAGCACGCCAUCGGUCAACAGGUGUUGACAUAUGAGGAGUUCCUCACCUUGACCACCCGCAUUGAGGGUAUUUUAAACUCGAGACCAAUCACGCCAACAUCAUCCGAUCCGCACGACUUGAGUGCGCUAACGCCCGGGCACUUUCUGAUAGGACAGCCGCUUCAAGCUUUACCCGAACCUGACCUCACCGACGUCCAAAUCAACAGGCUGAAUCGUUGGCAACUCAUUCGACAGUGUCAUCAAUCCUACUGGAAACGGUGGUCACGUGAAUAUUUAUCUACACUACAAGGACGACACAAAUGGUUCAAGUCAUCUCCGAAUUUGACGAUCGGUGACAUGGUCAUCGUUGAGGCCCCCUCUCGACCACCAACUGAGUGGCGUCUCGGUCGUGUCACCGAGGUCCACCCGGGAUCAGACGAGGUUGUUCGCGUCGUGUCCGUGCGCACGCAGGACGGUGUCUACAAACGUCCGGUAGUGAAACUUGUGCGUUUACCAGUCGAGCCCUGA
Messenger RNA from Metopolophium dirhodum (rose-grain aphid), 3939 nucleotides. RefSeq lists its product as uncharacterized. Gene Ontology annotation, biological process: DNA integration. NCBI's taxonomy places the organism in Eukaryota, Metazoa, Arthropoda, Insecta, Hemiptera, Aphididae. Bases 1 to 3939 code for a protein of 1312 amino acids. The transcript has a single exon. Gene Ontology annotation, molecular function: nucleic acid binding; zinc ion binding. The record is from RefSeq and is a predicted model, not a curated record.